Molecule: messenger RNA, 4371 nt
Organism: Motacilla alba alba
Lineage: Eukaryota; Metazoa; Chordata; Aves; Passeriformes; Motacillidae
Gene: LMOD3
Product: leiomodin 3
Exons: 3
Coding region: 179-1888 (569 amino acids)
Biological process (GO): pointed-end actin filament capping; muscle contraction; myofibril assembly
Cellular component (GO): striated muscle thin filament; myofibril
Molecular function (GO): actin binding; tropomyosin binding
Source: RefSeq, a predicted model, not a curated record
CUUAGCUGCAUGGGCUGUGUCCCACACUGAGCCCAGGAGCUGCCACAGCUCAGGACCAAAACAUGAACUUGUUGAUUUAACCAGAUCAACUACUGCUAGUGACCGGGAAAAAAAAGAAAAUCCUCUGAAAUUUAUCUUUCUCUUUAGGUUUAAAAAGUAUUAGAGGAAGGAGGGAAGAAUGAACAUGUCUGAACUUGGCCAAAACUCCGAUGAAGACGUGUGUCCUGAGGACAUUGAUGAAGAUGAAAUCCUGGCUAACCUGUCCCCUGAGGAGCUGAAGGAGCUGCAGAGCGAGAUGGAAGUCAUGGCCCCAGACCCUGAAAUCCCGACUGGAAUGAUACAGAGGGAUCAGACAGAGAAACCCCCCACGGGGAGCUUCGACCACAGGUCCCUGGUUGACUACCUGUACUGGCAGAAGGCGUCCAGACGCAUGCUCGAGGAUGAGAGAGUUCCUGUCACCCUCUUGCCCUCUGAGAGAAGCGCUGCGGAGGAGAUGGAAGGAGAGGCCGGCAGCAGUGGCGAGGUGGCUGGAGGGAGGAUGCCAGGAACAGAGGGAAAAGAGAGACAUUACCAAAAUGAGCACGUGUCCGAGUCAAGAACACAACCUGGGGACACAAACAAAGAUAGAAGUGAUAAGGAGAGAGUGGUGGAGGAGGAUGAGAAAGAAGAAGCAGAGGAGGAAGAGGAAGAUGAUGAAGAGGAAGAAGAAGAUGAAGAAAAUGAGACUGAAUUGGAAACAAAGGAGAAUUACACCAAUGAGAGCAGUCACAUCAAUCAGAUAAGUCAGAAGCCAGGUACAGAACCAGGAGAAAUCAAAGAAAAGCCUAAGGAAAAUGAAAAGAAAAUCUCAAAAUUGAACAUCCCCCAGAAGUUAGCGCUGGAUACCAGCUUCAUGAAAAUAAGUGCCAGGCCCUCAGGAAAUCAAACCAAUUUAGAAGACAGUUUGGAGAAAGUCCGAAAAAACAAUCCAGAUGUGAAGGAGCUCAACCUGAACAACAUAGAAAACGUCCCCAAGGAAAUGCUGAUAGAUUUUGUCAACGCCAUGAAAAAGAAUAAGAACAUAAAAACGUUCAGCCUGGCCAACGUGGGGGCCGACGACAACGUGGCGUUCGCGCUGGCCAACAUGCUGAGGGAGAACAGGAGCAUCACCACCCUGAACAUUGACUCCAACUUCAUCUCUGGCAAGGGUAUCGUGGCCAUCAUGCGCUGCCUGCAGUACAACGAGACGCUGACGGAGCUCCGCUUCCACAACCAGCGGGGCCUGCUGGGCCACCAGGCAGAGAUGGAGAUCGCCAGGCUGCUGAAAGCCAACAACACCCUCCUCAAAAUGGGCUAUCACUUCGAGCUGCCGGGGCCCAGGAUGGUGGUGACCAACCUGCUCAGCAGGAAUCUGGACAAGCAGAGGCAAAAGAGGCAAGAGGGGCAAAGGCAGCAGCAGAUGAAAGAGCAGAAGGAGUUGAUAGCAAUGCUGGAGAAUGGACUUGGGUUGCCUCCCGGGAUGUGGGAAAUGCUGGGGGUGCCUCUGCCCCAGCUGAGGAUGCAGGAGCCCCCACAAGCCCCCAAACCCCCCGUCCCUGCAGCGGUGUCACUGAGCAAAAGGCAGGAGAACACGAGGCCACCAGCACCCGAGCAGCCAUGCAGGGAGAAACCCGUCAGCUUCAAAGUGGUCAAGCUGAAGAAAACUCAGCGCAAACCCCCCGUGCCAGAGUACGUGGAGCCUGCUGAGAAAACCAACCUCAAAGACGUCAUCAAAACACUUAAACCAGUUCCCAGGAGAAGACCUCCUCCCCUGGUGGAAAUAACCCCGAGAGAUCAGCUCCUCAACGACAUCCGCCAGAGCAACGUCGCUUACCUCAGGCCGGUGCCGUUGCCAAAGCAGCUGGAGUGAGAGACCAGACUGACCUGAAGAAAAACAACUUGGAAUAAGGACUACUCAAGUUUUGCUUACAACUGUUUCAGCAGAUGUUUUCUGCAGAACCCAGGUGGUGUAUUCAACUCUUUGGGAACAAAGCUUGUGAUACACACUUGUAGAAGUGUGGUGAAAAGGGCUGGCAUGGGAAAAGUCAGUGCUAAGCGUUUCCAUCAGGUAUCAAACAAUCCCGCUGCCAUCUGUCUGCCAAGUGGAUUUGAGGCUUCAGUUUGUUGUGGGAGUAUUUUCUCAGAGGCAUCAAUAACCUUGUCUUUCUAGUUUGUCAGCAAACUAUUUUGCUUCCACGUUGUCCUUCUGCUGCCAGAUUCUGCAGGAACUCGCUGUGCUUUAUCUUAUCUUUCUUUUCACACACAUGCUAUUUUAUUACUCUUGUCCAUGAGAAAUGUAUUUGGUUUCUACGUAUACAGCUUCAUUUUUUAGGCUAAGGAAACAGAAAUGAAAUAAAGCUCUCUCUGUAAAAAGUGUGCAGCACUUCCAUUGGUAACAAAGCACUCACAGAAUGACUGCUCUGGUACAACGAACACCUUCCAAGCUCCCUCUAUUUCAGAACAAUGUCUGGUGGGUAUUUACCUGAUCAGCGUUUAAAAGAUGAUGCCGUGCUCUGCUUUGAGAACUGUUAUGUUCAUUCCCUGUGAUUCACCACUCUCUUACUGCAAUCCUUAAUUGCAGCCACCUUGGAGAGCACUGAAAUGCCAUUUUAGGUCUCUCUUCAUGCUGUUUGUGGCAGGAGGAUGAGCCUCGCCUCUUUUCCAGGGGUUUAAGAAACUCCUAAUUCCUCCUAGUAUGAUGUGUGAAUAGCAUGCCACAUCCUGGCAGGGCUGGAUUUGAAGGGGUAAAACCUGUAAAUACACAACUCAGUUUUUCCUUAAUAUUUUUGUGAUUUUUUUUUCCUCCCUCUUUAUGAUCACAUUAAGUCCUCCUGCUGUAUUUCUUGCCCAGCAGCUACAGGUUAAGUCCACUCUUGUGAAAUACAAGAGACCAAUUGUUUUUGAGGCUUUUUUCUUUGUUUUUUAAAGCUAUAAGGCACAGGGAAAGAAUAAAGGCUUUCCCUGUGCUAAAAUGUACCUCCCUGUGGCUGCUUGAUCCAAAGGCACAGCUUUGCAGGACUUCCUUCAGGUGAGUUAAUCUCUGAGUGGUAACUCUUAGCAACCUUCCCUUGGCAGCUAAAUCCCAGGUCCUCCCUGCUCCCCCUUCCCAUGUUUAUUUUAAUAGUCCUGUAGUAACAGCAAUGUCCAAGACCUCUUGAAUCCAAGGUAGUCUCUACUGUCACUUGUUCAAAUUUUCAUUUGUUCUUGUCCUUUUGGUACCUAUCACCUGGUCUCGUUCCAAUCUCCACCUUCCAAACUUGUAAAGCUCCUUCUCAGCUCUGCUUUUGUUUGCAAAUGUAAUGCCCCAAACUUGGGAAAGCUGGUUUCUGUAUUGCCCAAGAGAGAGCAAGUAGCUUUUAAGCAUCACAUAACAAGGAAGUGACAUUAAAAAAAAAAAAAAAAAAAGUAAUUUUCAUUGCAGCCCUCUCUUUUUGUAAAGGAGAAGAGCAGGAAAGGAAGAAGCUUGGUACUUCCAACCAAGCCCUUGCACAGAGCACAGCAGCAAGUGACAAAUGCACCAAGUCACUGCCCAGGAAAGCUCCUGGAGCACACUGCUCUCCAGACUGGCUUCAAGGCCAGGCAGGUGCAGCUCAGACUGCAGCAGUUGGGGCAGGGAAGCACAAAGGAAUAUAUAAUAUAGUGCUUUACAAUCUCCAAUUCAAGCUGCCAGGCACCAAUUACUGCUACACCCAGAAGCUGCCAAACACGAAUUUCCAGGGUGGAUAGAGUAUGACCUGUGAAACUCUGCUCUGAUCCACGUUCUCUCACCGAGCAGCCUCUCAGUGAUCACAGGAGGAGGGAGCAGACACAGACAUCACACCAUUAGUUUGACUGCAGCAGAGCUGGUAGUAGUACUGCUCAAGGCACAGCUCUCAGUAAUCCUAGAAGCAGAAAUCCCUCUCAGGUAAUUAACAGGAAUUGAAAUCCCAGUUAAGUAGAGUUGAGUUAUAUAAGAGACCAAAGCUGCAUGAAGAAAUACUGUAAGUAUUCCACCUCUGUAGAGCAGCUGUUUUAAGGAUGCAAGAGCAAGGCUGGACCAUUUCAGCUCAGAAGUCCCCUGGGCCUCAACAAAGCUGACACAGAGCAGUCAGAGCCAGCAGCUUAAUCCCCAGCACGGGCUAGUGGCACGAGGCACAGGGUGACAGCAGAUCUCCCACCAUCUCAACCACAGACACAGGCACAAGCUUGAGUUUCCAACCAUUAGAAUUUAUUUUUCUUCAUAACUGUGCAGUUUUUAAAAUGCUACUGUAAUGAUGAAGUCAGCUACUAUGUUCUUUAGGUGUGGAAACAGUUCUUGAAAACAAAGACCAUGCGCUACAAGUGAGGAACAGGCCAUUGACUCUUCAGCUGGAA